Molecule: messenger RNA, 1854 nt
Organism: Paramecium tetraurelia
Lineage: Eukaryota; Ciliophora; Oligohymenophorea; Peniculida; Parameciidae
Exons: 1
Source: RefSeq, a predicted model, not a curated record
AUGAGCAAUGAGGAAAAGAAUCAAGAGAAUGAAUAAUCAUAAAAAAGAUAAAGACGACCUAGAUAACAUACAAAUUAAGAAGAAUCUGAUUAAUUUUGGAAAAACAAUUAAUAUUUUGCUCAAGGUUAAAUUGAUGAUGAUGAUGAUGAUGAGUCAGAGGAAUAUUAUCCAUAAUAAUCAUCAUCUGCAUCUGAAGAAGUCUCUUAAGAAAAUGAUGCAUGUGACUUUAUAGAUUCAUUGGAAUAAUGGGAAGAUUGUUCUGAAUCUAAAGUAUAGUAAUAAUAGUACUAAGAAUCACCAUCUAAAAACUUUCUAAAACUAAUGAGAAAAAAUUUAGAGCAAUUCUCUACAAUGAGAGGAGUGCACACAUAAGUUGAUAUUGCAACAUUGCCUAGAUUAGGAGAAACAUCUUAUGUCUAUUUUAAUGAAGAGUAGAAAUUUAAAAAUGAAUUUCAAGAUGUUUUAAAUAGAUUCUAUAAAUCUAUUCCUUGUGAUAAGUAACGCAGAGGUGGAGAUGAUCAAAGCAAAUGUAAAACAGAAUUUCAUGGAGAUUUAUUUGAUUUCGAAGAUAAGAGGUAUUUCAUAGAUAUUGAAAUUCUGCAAUUGCAAAGAAUCCUAAAAUUAUACAAAACAUAAAAAUUUGAUUCCUACCUUGCUUAUCGUAAAUUGACAAGAGACUAAAAUUUGGAUUUUGAAUAAUCCUUAUAUAAAUAACUAGAUAUAUUAAGAUAAAAGAAAAAAUAACUUGAGGCUCAAAUGGAAGAAGAAAAAAGAUGCUACAAAUUAUCAAUAGAUUAAUAAUACAUUUUAAAAUUGAAGGAAUAUGCUAACUGCUUUACUCCUAGAUAUAUUUAAAGUUAAAGUAAUACGAAGUAUGAUCAAAUGUAAUUAAGUGAGAAGUAAACCUUCUAAAUAUAUCCAUAUGAAUAAUAGCCUCAAUGGUUAGUUCAAUAUUAAGAAACCUUCCAUAUUUUUAAAUAGAAAAUCUCAUUGCUUUAGGCUCCUCUCUAUUUUUAUAGUUUUCAGGAUGCAAACGCUUUAAAGAUAUCUUCUCAUCUUAUUUUGAAAUCUUUAAAAUAAUUGGAAGAAGUAUCCAAAAAUAAAUAAAUUGCAAAGAUAUUUAUUGAUCUCAUGAACUCACUCUUCAAUAUAGACAUUCCUGAAGCAGAUCUACUUUUCAAUAGUGAACUUUUAAAUGAGGAAAUAAUAUCCAUUUUAACAUCUUAGGAGAAGUAAACCCUAUUGGAUUAAUCUGAAUAGUAUAAGCCAUUCCCAACACCUGAUGAUCCAGGAGCAGAAACACAAACUAAAUUGAAGUUUUAUCCGAAUUUCAAAACUGAAGAUUACAGCCUUUAUGUGAGACCUGUGUUUGAAUUUUCAAUGAGAUUUCUGUAUGAAAUCUAUCUAAGAAUUUAAAAGAUUACAUAAAUGCAAACUAAGAUAGCAUACAAAAAUAAAGAGUAUAGUAUUGGAAAUUUAAUAAUCGAAUGUUGCUAUAAGUAUUUAGAAGACGAGAUAUCAUAUGCAGCAUGGCUUACCAUUUGCAAAUCAAUUCUUAAUGAGAAGGAUUCCAUUGAAUUAUCAAUUCUAAUUUAACUGGUCUAAAUGUUCCGUAGAUUGUUUUAUCAAUAUGAUGAAUGGACGGUUGAGCUAUUAAUAAAUUGGAUAUCUAAAGUAUUAGGUGAAGAUAGUAAAAUUCUGAAAGGUGAUGUUUAAUUGUCAAAUUUGAGUAUUCAAGACAUAAUUUUAAAAUUGAAAAAUCAUGUAGAGUUAUCAAAUGCAAAGAUGGCUAGAAUACAGACAGUAGAUGGGUUGAUGAUCAUUCAUGUCUUUGAAUUUUCAUAAUUAUAUUGA